UCUCUCCCCCCCCCAAUCAUUUAUCUAGGUUCAUACAGCUGUCAACAAACCAUAAAAAAUCAUAAAAAAUCAAGGCUUGGUUUGAUUAAAUCGACUGUGAAUCCCCAGGCCCUAGGUACUUCCUACUCAUCUUAAAACCCUUUGGGUCUUUGUCUGUCGUCAUCGCCAAUCGUCUGGGUGAAGGAAGAUCAGCUACAAAUCCCUUUUACAUUUCUCUCUCAAUCAUCCUCAUAGAUAAAAAAACACCCCCCUUCACUUCUUCCCAACUUUUGAGGAAAAGGGACUCCAUUUGAAGCUCUGGAUAAUUGAUAUCCAUGGUCUUACUUUCAAACUAAACACCAAUUACCCAAUUCUUUAGGUGGUUCGGAUUGGCCAAUUUAAUUUAAUUCAUUCCCUAUCUUACCUCUCCCGAAGCUAUAAGCUUCUAGCCUCCCGCUAUCACCACCGCCCUUUUCCAUAGCUCCAUUCACUUCCUCUGCCUGCGAAAUCAGUCUGAAGUCAAUAUUUGAGUAUUUCUCAAUCAGAAACUUUAUCUUCUAUUUAUUUGCUGACUACUCUUUUCGACGACAUCUCCCGUCGUUGUCUGGUUGAAGUCGGCACUUUUAUAAGUGACCUUUGCAAUUCGGCCUUCUUGAUCGAUCCGGGACAGCACAACCACAGCAAAUAUGUCGACAACAAGGGGAUUGGAGGGAGAGCUCAAAGCACAGGGUGCAGUAGAGGCAGCACAAGAUCCUAACAGUUCAGUGACAGCAGCAGAUGCUGAAGCGAAAAUUGUCAAUGAGGGUAAAAGGGCAGGCGUGCCAGCUUUCUCCUUUGACCCAGAUGCGAGUCCAGAGGAGAAGGCAGCACAGGCUAGGGCUCGUAUCCCAGAAGGAUUUCACCAUGAGCACAAAUCGAAAGGUGUCGCAAUCGCUACGGAUAUUGACGAUGGUUCACCGGGAGCUUACGACCUACCACCUCCCUCUACUGCCGGAGCUCUUGCAGCUCCAACAAAGGGAAGCAAGCAAUCAGAACAGCCUGUAGCAAACGGAUAUGUCGAUGAUGAUGAGGAUGCCCGCUGGAUCGAACGAGCUGGCUGGGCACCCAGAUUUGGUUCUGGAGAUUCUGGCGAAUCUAUAGAAGGAGAAAGUCUUCUAGACCAUCAAACUUGGAUAGAGGGCAAGAUUGAAGAUAAAUUUUAUGGGGAUUGGUAUCAAAAUACUGCCGUCAUCAUAUUUGCAUGUCUUUCGUCAUGGUUUGUGGCCACGCUUGGUGGAGGGCUUAGCUGGGUAUUCAUUAUCAUGGCAAUUUGUGGUACAUAUUAUAGGACUUCGAUACGUCGAGUAAGACGCAACUUUCGUGACGAUAUCAAUCGCGAGCUUGCCAAAAACAAGCUUGAAACAGAUACGGAAAGUCUGGAAUGGAUGAACAGCUUCAUGGUCAAGUUUUGGCCAAUUUUCCAGCCAGUGUUCGCCGAGACAGUCAUUAACUCCGUUGAUCAAGUCUUAAGUACAGCAACCCCGGCCUUUUUGGAUAGUCUUCGCAUGAAAACGUUCACUCUGGGUACAAAGCCACCUCGCCUGGAGCACGUAAAGACGUAUCCCAAAGCAGAAGAUGAUAUUGUACUCAUGGACUGGAAGUUCAGCUUCACUCCAAACGAUCAUGCAGACAUGACUGCCCGCCAAAUCAAGAAUAAGGUCAACCCAAAAGUUGUCCUCGAAAUCAGAAUUGGAAAAGCAAUGAUCAGUAAAGGUCUAGACGUUAUUGUCGAGGAUAUGGCUUUCUCAGGCCUCAUGCGUGUUAAGAUCAAGCUUCAGAUUCCAUUUCCUCAUGUGGAAAAGAUCGAAAUUUCAUUCCUUGAGAAGCCUACAAUCGAUUAUGUGUGUAAACCUCUUGGAGGUGAAACUCUUGGAUUUGACAUCAAUUUCAUUCCUGGACUUGAAAGUUUUAUUCUCGAACAGAUCCAUGCGAAUAUCGGACCAAUCAUGUACGCACCUAAUGUGUUCCCAAUUGAAGUCGCAAAAAUGCUGUCUGGGUCAGCUGUUGAUCAGGCUAUCGGUGUAUUGGCUGUCACUCUCCAUGGGGCUCAAGGGCUUAAGAAUCCUGACAAAUUUGCUGGAACCCCCGAUCCAUAUACUGUCCUGUCAAUCAACAAUGGUCCUGCUCUAGCACAAACCAAGAUCAUCAAGGAAAACGCUAAUCCUAAAUGGAAUGAGACGAAAUAUGUUAUUCUUACUUCUUUCACCGAAAGUCUCACAAUGGCUAUUUUCGAUUAUAACGAAUACCGAAAAGACAAAGAACUUGGUACUGCCACUUUCCCAUUGGAAAGGGUGCAAGAGGUUACGGAAUAUGAGAACGAACAGCUUGAGGUUAUGGCAAAUGGCAAGGCACGUGGCCUACUAUCUGCAGAUCUACGCUUCUUCCCCGUCCUCGAAGGACGUACUCUCGCAGAUGGCACGACUGAACCUCCUCCUGAGUCUAACACCGGUAUUGCUCGUUUCUGUGUCGAGCAAGCUAAAGACCUCGAUGGUACCAAGAGUCUCAUUGGUCAGCUUAGCCCCUACGCUGUACUUUUACUAAACAACAAGGAAAUUCAUGUCACAAGGAAAUUAAAGAGAACGAACAAUCCUAUUUGGGACAACGGAUUUAAGGAAAUUCUCAUCACUGAUAGAAAGAGUGCAACUUUUGGUCUUGUCAUUAAGGAUGAUCGAGAACUCGGCACCGAUCCCAUCCUUGGCACAUAUCAGAUCAAACUCAAUGACAUGCUGAACUUGAUGGAAAAGGGUCAAGAGUGGUACACGCUCGCUGGAGCAAAUUCUGGCAGAGCGAAGUUGACGCUUCAGUGGAAACCAAUCGCGUUGCAAGGCGUGGGCGGAGGCACUGGCGGUUACGUUACUCCUAUCGGUGUCAUGAGAUUUCAUUUUAAGAAUGCGCGAGAUCUUCGAAACCUUGAAACUCUGGGUAAAUCUGAUCCUUACGUCAGGGUCCUCUUGUCUGGCAUAGAAAAGGCCCGAACAGUUACAUUCCAAAACAACCUUAACCCAGAUUUCGACGAAGUUGUAUACGUCCCCGUCCACAGUGUCCGGGAGAAGUUAACUUUGGAAGUUAUGGAUCAAGAGACUAUCAACAGCGAUCGUACUUUGGGAUCGAUCGAAAUCUUGGCUGCCGACUACAUUCAACAACUUGAGAAUGGGGAAUUCAUUGUACAUGAUGACAAAGUACCACAAGCCGGUGGAUUGCGCAUGCAUGGAAAGGGCUCCCCCAGAGGAACACUCAAUUAUACUGUAGCAUUCUAUCCAUGUUUGAACGUCGCAGAUCCCGAAGAUGAGGAAGAAGCUAAAGAAGAGGCCGCCCGCAAAAAGUCUUCAGAGAGAGGUCGCAUAACUGGUAUGGAAAAUGGCGUCAAGGAUGUUGUGGAAAAUGGGGACGAAUCAGAAAAGCCUACACGAUCUUCGAGCGAAUCCGCGAUGGCUGCAAAGCUUGCGGAAGGUGAACAGGAGCAAGAAGAGACCACGAAAGAAAAGCAACUUCCUAAGAUUCAUCUCACACCCGAGGAAUUACUCAAGUAUGAAUCUGGUCUUAUCAUUUUUAAGAUAAUUGACUGCGACUUGACCCGAAGCAAUGUUCACGUCGAAGUUGUCGUUGAUGAUAUGGCAUUCCCGUCAUACUCGUCCUCCACAAUCAAAUCGAAGAGAAUGACUUUGGAUGAGAUAGGUGAUUGUUUUGUUCGUGAACUAGAUUUCUCCAAGAUCACCAUACGUAUUCGAGAAAAGCAGAGUAAGGGGGAUGACAAGAAAGACUCCACUAUUGCCCGCCUAAGUGGGGAGACACUAGCUACCCUAAAACAAUGCCUCAACAAUCCUACCAUACUCAAGCUUCGAGAUGAUGACGGACAUACUAGUAAUAUCAAGGUCUCACUUAAGUACAUCCCAGUUAAGAUGGAUCUGGAUCCAAGCGAGAGUAUCAACAACAUGGGAAAACUUCGAGUAGAUGUUUUGGAUGCUACUGAUCUUCCAUCGGCAGACCGCAACGGGUACUCAGAUCCAUACUGCAAGUUUGAAUUCAAUGGCAACUCGGUGUUCAAGACUAAAGUCCAGAAGAAGACUUUACACCCAGCUUGGAAUGAGUUCUUCGAGCUCGAUGUACCUUCAAGAACAGCAGCGAAUUUCAUUUGUAACGUCAUGGAUUGGGACUUCGGUGAUAAGGCCGACUUUCUUGGCAAGGCCGAGAUUAACCUAAAUCUCUUGGAACCAUUCAAGCCCAAGGAAAUGAGCUUAGCUUUGGAAGGUAAAUCGGGGUCUAUUCGUCUGCGCUUGCUAUUCCGCCCAGACUACGUGACUAGGUCGAGACAAGGAAGUUCGACAUUCUCUGGUACAUUUGCUACGCCAGGAAAGAUUGUCACUGGAGUCGCAGGAGCUCCAAUCAAGGGUGUUGGCUUUGCGGCACAUGGUGUUGGCAAAGGAGCUUCCUUUAUUCGACACGGCUUCAAAAGUAAGAAGAAGGAUGAAGACGACCUGAAUGGCAGCAUUAGUUCCGAGUUAGAUAACGACGCUCCUAUUACUAAUGGAAGUGGCGGAUUAAAGCGUGGAAGUGCCCUCCCCGGCUCAGGAGCACCAAUUCCGGAAAUCAUGCCUCCAAAGACACCGCCAUCAGAACCGAAUCAUGCACGAACCAAGUCUUUCGGAGCAUCUUCGGGGCACUCUGGCAUGUUCGGUUCUCCUGGUGCUUCAGGCGGACCUGUGGGUAUUGCAAACUUCACGAUUGUGUCUGCAUCUGGAUUUCCACCUUCUUCAAGCGUUAUGGUCUAUGUUAAAUCACUGGGUGCCAAGCCUAAAGUCAUUCACAAGACUGAUCAUAUCAAAUCGCCUAACGGCACCGUACUUUUCAACGAGAAGAAAGAAAGCUUCAAAUGCACCACUUCUGCAGAUGCAACCUUCCAAGUGUCUGUCAAGGCACACAACACCUUUGGCUCAGACGACGAUCUUGGCGAAGGAGCACUCGUCGUAGAUGAAACUGGCACAAUGCAAGAAAAGCAAAUCCGUUGUGGUGCGGGCUACAUUACGGUAAAAUCUAAUUUUAUUAUGAGCUCUACUGAGAAUGGAUCGGAGAGUCCGAAGACCCGUUCAGGUUUUGGAAGAAGUUUGCUUAGCAAGAAAGAGACUGGCCGAACUAGCAGAGACAUCACACCCGUCGGUACACAUGGCUCUUAGUAGGAUGCAAUACUAGAGUCGGUAUUCAGGGGCAAAUGAGGGAUAGAUGGUAGGUUUUCUGGCAUGGGGGUGGCCUGUCUCUUCCGCGUGUUUGAGGAGGAGGGAUGGGUGGUCGAAAGCUUACGAUGGAUUUUGCUUUCCUGUUCUUGUUUCUAUGGGAAGGAGAUACCAUGGCGAGUUUGGUUGUUCAUUUAUUGCGCGUUGUUCCUUACCUUAUUUGACGAAUUUCCUUGAUUGAAGCUGGCGCAAUUAAUAUUGGUACAAUAAUCAUCUGGAGAGAGGAGGAGAGUUUUGAAAGCACUGGGGUAAAGGGGUCGAUGGGCGAUGUAGGCCUGGAUGAUGUGGAAUGGAUAUUUGAAUUGAAAAAGGAGUGGGAAGGGGUAAGCAAUCGCUUGAGAGGCAGACAAAUUCAUAUUUUCAAUAUUGUACUGUAUUAUGUCGUGGAAAGCUAUGCUGAGUACAUUGCGUGAAAUGAAAAUAAAAAGAUCCUAAUACAACACUUUAUCCAUUUA
Molecule: messenger RNA, 5701 nt
Organism: Botrytis deweyae
Lineage: Eukaryota; Fungi; Ascomycota; Leotiomycetes; Helotiales; Sclerotiniaceae
Exons: 5
Coding region: 666-5189 (1507 amino acids)
Molecular function (GO): lipid binding
Source: RefSeq, a predicted model, not a curated record